AACAAACAGCGGGGCUGGGGGCGCUGCGGGGCAGGGGCGGGAAGGGGCAGGGACUUCUGGCGUUGAGCGCUGAAAAUUUGAGCGUCCAGUGCGUGGAGGGCGUGAGGCGUCCGAAUGUUCGGAGGACGCGCAGGGACGGAGGGUGCUGAAGCGCGAGAGGUGUGAGAGGGAACACCGGCGCGAAGGAGCGUGAGAGGGCACGAGAGCGUGGCAGAGUAAAAGGCUGCGCUUGGAGGCAGGGGGAAAGGUUGAACACAGCCAGCCGCAGGAGCACAGGUAAGGUGGGAGCGAGGGGACCUUUUCUUCCCGAGCCCAUUUUCCAUAGGUGGCCUAGCCAUUUUUUGAGGUAAAAUGUUGACCCAAGUGUGUUUUAGGAUAUAAGGAAUGAACGUCAGAGGAAGCUGUACCAAAGUGAGGCUGCGCAAGGCCCAGGAAAGGCAGUCAGAGGGUGGCGCCUUUUUUAAAGAUUCCAUCUCUUUCCACCCUUACAGCUCAGGCCGUACCCCCGCCCCCACCUUUUCCACCCUCCGUCGGCCUGCUUCCCUCCCACCCCGUACCACCCCCCUCGGCCCCGGGCACGAGCCCAUCGCCAUUAAACCAGGUAACCAACCGCCUCUGUCUCCACACGAGCUCCGGGAGCCUCUGAAUAGAGGGGGGUGGAGCUCGCAGCGGCCCGGGCUGAGCUCAAGGGCCGGUGGGAGGGUUCCGGGGGCGAUAAUGGCCCGCCGCGGCCAUGACGCCGGCCAGAUUAUUCACGGCAAUCUCUGUCUCGUUCCGUCUACAGUGGCAGUUCGAUUCCAGACGCCUUUCCCCUCAGACCGGGCGGUGAGCUGAUGGCCCAGGUUCCAGAAGCUUCCUCGCCCUCUGGCUUUUUGGUCCGUUGGAGCUCGCGAGGUGGGGGAGGAGCCUCGCCUGAGGAGGCGGCGGAGAAGGCGGGGGAAAUGGAAGUAGAGGCGGUGGGAACGACGAAGGCUCACGCCGGCCAGGGAGCCGAGGAAAUGAAGCUGGAGCCAUUACAAGUGCGUCAGCCCGCGCCUGAGGAGAGCCAGCCGUGGAGCGGCGGCGACGGCGACGGGGACGGCGACGGCGACGGGGACGGGGACGGCGACGGGGACGGCGACGAGAAGCCGCAGCCGCCGCUGCCGCCGCAGCCGCCGCUGCCGCCGCAGCCGCCGCAGCCCCGGCCCCGGCCCCGACCUCAGCGUAGAUCCCGGCCGGCGUCCAGGCCUCGGACGCGGCAAAGCAGUUCUGGUGACUUAGGUGGCUUUGGGGACUGGCUGCUGGAUGUGGAGUUUGGUCAGGGUCCCGCAGGCUGCUCUCAUGUGGAGAGCUUUAAAGUAGCGAAGAAUUGGCAGAAGAACCUUCGGCUGAUCUACCAGCGUUUCGUUUGGAGUGGGACCCCGGAGACUAGGAAGCGUAAGGCAAAGUCCUGCAUCUGUCGUGUAUGUAGUACCCAUAUGAACAGACUCCACUCUUGUCUCUCCUGUGUCUUUUUUGGUUGCUUUACUGAGAAACAUAUACAUAAACAUGCAGAAACAGAACAGCACAAUUUAGCUGUAGACCUCUAUCAUGGGGUUAUAUAUUGCUUUAUGUGUAAGGAUUAUGUAUAUGAUAAAGACAUAGAGCAGAUUGCCAAAGAAACAAAAGAGAAAAUGUUGAAAUUAUUAACUUCCACCUCAACAGAUGUUUCUCAACAGCAGUGUCUGGCAUCAGGUGUUGAAGAGAAGCAAUCAACCUGUGAGUCAAAGGAACAGCAGCCAGAAUUGGUGAAACCCAACAAAAAGAGGAGAAAAACGUCAGUGUAUACUGUAGGCCUGAGAGGGCUAAUCAAUCUUGGAAACACCUGCUUUAUGAAUUGUAUUGUCCAGGCACUUACCCAUAUUCCUCUACUGAAAGAUUUCUUUCUCUCUAACAAGCACAAAUGUAUAAUGACAAGCCCUAGCUUGUGUCUUGUCUGUGAAAUGACUUCUCUGUUUCAUGCUAUGUACUCUGGGAGCCGAACGCCUCACAUUCCCUAUAAGUUACUGCACCUGAUAUGGAUUCAUGCAGAACACUUAGCAGGGUACAGGCAACACGAUGCCCAUGAGUUCCUUAUUGCAGUAUUAGAUGUGCUGCAUAGACACAGCAAAGAUGACAGUGUUGAGCAGGAAGCCAGUAACCCCAACUGCUGUAACUGCAUUAUAGACCAAAUCUUUACAGGUGGCUUGCAGUCAGAUGUCACAUGUCAAGCUUGCCAUAGCGUCUCUACCACAAUAGACCCAUGCUGGGACAUCAGUUUGGACUUGCCUGGCUCUUAUGCCACAUUCGGUUCCCAGAGUCCAGAGACGGCUGACAGCACAGUGUGUAGGGAUGACCACACACCAGGAAUCCCCUCGCUCACAGACUGCCUCCAGUGGUUUACAAGGCCAGAACACCUAGGAAGCAGUGCCAAAAUCAAAUGCAAUACUUGCCAAAGCUACCAAGAAUCUACCAAACAGCUCACAAUGAAGAAAUUACCCAUUGUGGCCUGUUUUCAUCUAAAGCGGUUUGAACAUUCAGGCAAACAGAGACGAAAGAUUAAUACUUUGAUCUCCUUUCCCUUGGAGCUGGACAUGACUCCAUUUUUGGCCUCCACUAAAGAGAGCAGAAUGAAAGCUGACCAACCACCAACAGAAUGUGCACCCAACGAGAAUAAGUAUUCCUUGGUUGCAGUGAUUAAUCACCAUGGAACUUUGGAAAGUGGACACUACACCAGCUUUAUCCGGCAGCAAAAGGACCAGUGGUUCAGCUGUGAUGAUGCUGUCAUCACCAAGGCUACCAUUGAGGACUUGCUCUACAGCGAAGGGUAUCUACUGUUCUAUCACAAACAGGAUCUAGAGAAAGAGUAGUCUUACCAGACCACUUAGCAGAAAAAAGUAAAAGAAAUGAAUAGGCAAGAUCCUGAAGCUACACACAAACCUACCUGAAAUGGACAAUGACAAUACCCAUACAACAAUGAGCACCUCUUGAAGUAUCACAAAAACCUCCUGGAACUGACAAUGACAACAUCACCUAUGUGAUAAUUAGCACCUUCGUAUAAAGAAUGCAUUUUACCAUGGCCUGUGGGGGGAAAAAAAGAAGACUAACUAGUGACCACUCAGCCUUAAGAAAUGGGAGGAGGGAGGAGAGGUAAAAAAUGGUCACAUAAACCAUAAUUAAAUGAAUGUUUUAGGUGGGGAGAGUGGAAAUAGAGAUGUUCUGGCACUACUAUAUGUCAUUUGUUCCUACAAAAAUACUGUGGGAAGUCAGGGAGUAUUCUUUCAUCAGUAACAACCACAAUUGAUGUUCCAGCUGUGGCUGACCAGUCAAAUAGUUUGAAAAAAAGAUAAUAUUUGAAAAUUUUUGAAAAGCUUUAAAAGAAAAUUUCAAAAGAAAAAACUUUU
Hipposideros armiger (great roundleaf bat) is the source of this 3401-nucleotide messenger RNA. It is a transcript of the gene USP51, whose product is annotated as ubiquitin specific peptidase 51. The coding region runs from base 834 to 2867 and encodes 677 amino acids. The transcript is spliced from 2 exons. The record is from RefSeq and is a predicted model, not a curated record. Lineage: Eukaryota; Metazoa; Chordata; Mammalia; Chiroptera; Hipposideridae. Gene Ontology annotation, molecular function: zinc ion binding; cysteine-type deubiquitinase activity. Gene Ontology annotation, biological process: protein deubiquitination.